AUGAACGACGGGAUUAGCAUCUUGGUUGCCAUCUUUGUGAUUGUAUGCGUAUUCCGAUGGCUUUUAGGAUCCACACCACAGCAUACAAGGAAUCGCAGAGGAAAUAUUAUGACGAAUGACCCACCCAGGACUAGGCCAAGACCUGUAACUCCUGAAAUGGUCGCAACAGUAUGUGCGAUGUUUCCAAACAUUCCUCCAGUCGCAGUACAGUACGAUCUUCAAAAGACAGGCUCUGUUGAAGUUACCUGUGACAAUAUUCUUCAACACGGUGGUCUCCCAUUGCCACCACCUACUGUUGCUUCAUCAUUUGCAGUUCCUUCGACGUCUCACGCCUCCUCAUCGACAACGAGUGGGAUAAAUGUGUCUGUAACACAUCAAUCUCUCGUGGAUAGAUACAAACUACAAGAUGCAGUUAAAAAAGGCAUUGUUCCACCAGAUCCACCUAAAACAUGGGAAGCUACUCCCGAAAAAAGGCAAGAAUUACUGCAAAAGAAGAAAGAUGCAAUGAUUUUACAAGCUAGAGA
This is a messenger RNA of Racocetra persica, 524 nucleotides long. NCBI's taxonomy places the organism in Eukaryota, Fungi, Glomeromycota, Glomeromycetes, Diversisporales, Gigasporaceae. The record is from the annotation of a GenBank genome assembly.